AUGUUCUGGCUGUCCGCGCUGCCCUCUCACUCCAUCUUCACCCUCCCUUCCCCGUCAACCGACAACACCCUUGAAAACAACAGCCGCCCAAGUGACCGCCUCGCAAAGAGCACCAUCUCUCAUUCCGCAUCAAGCAAAUCCCUCUUCGGACUCUCGACCCCAGCUCAACCAGACUCGCCCUCCCGCACUCAUGCCUCGACACCGCGACGUCCUGCACUCGCUGCAUCCACGUCGCGCACGCACACGCACGACGUCGAGCGGAGACUGAAGGGCGCGAGGACGAGCAGGCUGGUCGUUGCGAGGGGGACGGACCUCGUUGUCGCGGUCGGGAGCGAGUUGAGGAUGGCGAGUUUGGCGGAAGUCAAGGCGCGGAGCGGGGCUGAUUCUGCGGAUGGCGAGACAGACCUGGGAGAGUACAAGGUCCUCGACACCCCCGCAAUCAACUUUGAGAUCCAACAACUCGUCUUGAACUCGACUUCGAAGCUUCUUGCGGUCGUCGGUGCGCACUCAGUGGUCGUGGUGGUCUUGCCCCGACGAGGAUGGGCCAACACGGUGGGAAAGACCAUUGAGUGCCGCUGCCUCCCCGUCGGCGCCUUCUACCACUCCCUCCCCGGUUCUCCCGCGAUCGCCUCAGCCCUCUGGCACCCCCUAGGCGCCGACUCCUCCUCCCUUCUCCUCCUCACAACCGACUGCACCCUCCGCGAAUACUCCAUCUCAACCGACGUUUCCGAGCCCUCCCAAACCCUGUCGUUCCUUCCCCAAUCCGAGCGGGAGAAAGGAAAGAGGAGGGGAUUCGGGUUUUCGGCGGUUGACGAGGGCGCGAGAACCGCGACGGGAAUGUGCGUGGGAGAGGGGAAGGGCGAUUGGGGAAUGAUGACGCUUUAUGCGGUGAUGAGGAAUGGGGACGUGCUGGCUUUGUGUCCGUUCUUGCCGAAAAAGGCCGCUAUCCCCCCCUCAUUCAUCCACUCCCUCUCAACCUUCGUCUCCUCUAAAGUCAAUUACCUCUCCUCCUCCCUCUCGACGCGCAUCACUCCCUCCACCCCCCCAACUUCCGCUCGCGCACAAGAAGCCCUCGAAGCGCGUUACACGACCCAACUCGCGUUCGUCAAUUCGCUCGUGAGGCAGGUCCAGAGCGCUACGUCUCAACGACUCUCCGCCUUCGAUGCUGCUGAAGACCACGACGAGGAAGACCUCGAUGCGCCGGUGCGAAUUACAGCUCCCUCCAGACCUGCCUGGCUCCCCACCCUCCAAGGCCCGUUCCUCCUCCAACCCGCCCCAUGCGACCUCUCCAACAGCGCCGACGAUUCCGCCUGCGACAUCUCUUACCUCUCCUCGGGUGAAGGUGGGCUCGGAGUGCUGGUGGUCGCGUAUAGGGACGGGAAGGUGGAUGUGAUGCUUGAGGUGGAGAAAGUUGAGGGGAGGUUUGUGGGCGAGGAAGAGGGACGGAGGAGGGUGGAUGAGGGAGCGGUAGUGCUUGCUCGAAGGGGCGGGAAGGGGAAGGGCAGAGGGUUUAGCGCAGACUCGGACGACGACGCCGACGACUCAGCAGACUCAACAACCGACCUCCCGACUCUGGCAGUCUACGAAUCGAUCGACCUCGGUCUCGCAUCCGAACUCGCCUCCUCCGCCGUCUCGACCGAACUCAGUCACAACGCGCCCGUCCUCGUUCGUGAUCCGCUCUACUCCGACACGGUGUAUGUCCAGCACAAACUCGGCGCGCAUUGUUUGUUGUUUGGACCGUGGUUGGAAGAGGUGGGUGAGGCUCUCAGGGUGGAUGCGGAGAAGGACGAUGCGGGUGGGAAGGAAGGGAGCGAGGUGGAGAAGGUCUUGCGGAAGGGAACUGGGACCGAGGUCUUGUGGGUGCUCAAGACGGUCGGAUCGGGUGAGGAAGAAGGCGAGGAGCGCAACCCGCCUGUCGAGGGGUUGGCGAUCGUCAACGACGUCUACCUCGGCUACUCGCUCCUCCUCCUCACUUCUUCCCUCCAACUCGUCGGCAUCGAGCUCGCACUCCGCGUCGACCCGUCCGCCUCGGCACUCGCCUUGCCUUCGUCGCCCGGUCCUUCAGCCUCGUCAACGACCGACAACAAGGCUGCCGAACCCGCCUACGUCUCGCUCCUCGACACGCCUUUCACCGUCCCUCCCCUCCUCUCGACCUCUUCUCGCUCCGGCGCCCCCGCCAUCCCCCGCCUCGCGCCAACGAAACAACCCCUCGAAAUCACGCCCGACACGCUCCGCGCCUUCGGCAAACACGUCUCGACCGUCCAAGACGCGAUUCGUGACCUUGUCGGAGCGGCGGAUAGCGUCCAGAGUCGUCUCGAGUUGCAGAUGAAGGAGCUGUCGAGGCAGGUUGGGAAGUUGGCAGAGUUGGAUUCGUUGAGGAGCGAGUUGGGGAAGAGUGUCUCUGCGACGGGCCUUGAAGGACGGUUAAGGAGCGUCGAGGAGAAGCAGCGCAUGUUGCUCGCGAGGACGGACCGUGUCCUUCAGCGAUUGGUCGAGUCGCAUCAACCGUCGAUCUCGGUUUACGAGCGCAAAUGGUUCGACGAGCUCGAGAGGCUCGAGGGGCAGAUAGUCGGCGACGAGUCGGGCAGCUUGGAGAGUCGGACGAGGAGGCUCGAGGCGAUGCUUGAGGCGCUCAGGCCGGGUUUGGAGGAGUUGAAGCGGAAGGAGGCGGGAGGAGGCGUGCAGGGAACGCCCGGCAGGAGAGGCGGGAUGGGCGAGGCGCAGGUCAAGGCGCUCGAGGCGAGGUUGGCGGAAGAAGCGAAACUUAUUGCGGAUGCGAAGCGCAAGGUUGAACGGUUGACGAGCUCGCUGUCCGCCACUUCGCUCGCUGCGUAG
Molecule: messenger RNA, 2835 nt
Organism: Rhodotorula toruloides NP11
Lineage: Eukaryota; Fungi; Basidiomycota; Microbotryomycetes; Sporidiobolales; Sporidiobolaceae
Product: nuclear pore complex, nucleoporin 88 family protein
Exons: 5
Coding region: 1-2835 (944 amino acids)
Biological process (GO): mRNA export from nucleus; ribosomal small subunit export from nucleus; protein import into nucleus
Cellular component (GO): nuclear pore
Molecular function (GO): structural constituent of nuclear pore
Source: RefSeq, a predicted model, not a curated record